This is a messenger RNA of Gordionus sp. m RMFG-2023, 1197 nucleotides long. Its product is annotated as forkhead box protein A2-A-like. Gene Ontology annotation, molecular function: RNA polymerase II cis-regulatory region sequence-specific DNA binding; DNA-binding transcription factor activity, RNA polymerase II-specific. The record is from RefSeq and is a predicted model, not a curated record. The transcript has a single exon. The coding region runs from base 1 to 1197 and encodes 398 amino acids. Gene Ontology annotation, biological process: cell differentiation; regulation of transcription by RNA polymerase II; anatomical structure morphogenesis. Lineage: Eukaryota; Metazoa; Nematomorpha; Gordioida; Chordodea; Parachordodidae.
AUGGGAGGAAUGACAGAAUUUUAUUUAUUGGAUAUGAUUAGAAAAAUUAAUUGGGAUCUCAGGCCAAAUUGCAUUAACCCAGUUCGAUCAACUAUUGAUUGUAAUUCCACUUAUUUGAAAUAUGAUAUGGACGAUGGCAAUAUAUUAUCAUAUAAACCAUAUCGACAAAGUUUAUUUAAUCGAUUUUAUUGCGAAAAAAAUGAAAUUAAAAAUUUAUCAUCAUUCCAGCGGCAGCUCGCAUAUACGAAUUUUGAAAAUAAAGUUCAAAUUAAAAGACCUAUAUCGACAUCUAGGAAUAUUUUGAAUUUAUCGAUAAAUGAGAGUAGUAUAGCAGAAGAACAAGAAAGCGAAGUGUCAAAUAAAGAAAUAACCUUAUCUAAGCCUCCUUUUUCUUAUAUUGCAAUGAUAGUUAUGGCGAUAAAAAAUUCCCCAAACCAUAAAAUAACUCUCAACGGUAUAUAUCAAUAUAUAAUGGAAAAUUUUCCUUAUUAUAGAUCAGGUCCCAAUAAAGGCUGGCAAAAUUCAAUAAGACACAAUUUGAGCUUGAAUAACUGUUUCCGAAAAAUUAGGAGGAAAAAGAUGCAUUAUAAAGGCAAAAAAAUCUACGAAUCCUACAAAGGCGAUGAUAUCAAAGAUAUUUUUAUGCAUGUGAGUAAUAAUAAGAUAAAUCAAGGAUCAAACUCCAAAAAACCAAGGGUUGGGGGUAAUAAAGGAAGCUAUUGGACAUUAGCACCAAACUGCGAAGAUAUGUUUGAAAACGAAAAUUAUAGAAGACGUAAAAGACGCACUAAGUUAAAAUGUGAAAUUAAGAAUAAUAGUAAUGGUGAUGUUCAUUAUAAAAAAUCGAGGAUUAAACUUAAAUUUAUAGUAAAUCAUGCAUCCCAAAACAAAAUAGUCUUACAUAACAAUAACAACUUAGAAGAUGAUCAAAAAAAUGAGGAUGUGUUAUUUACAGGUAAAUGUUGCUCUAGUAAACAUAAUAUUAAUGAAUACGUGAGUGUCCACGAUAGAUUUAAAUUUAAUCCAUACCAUUUCAAUGAAAAGGAAUCGUUUAAAAUUUCAAAUUCACAACUAUUAAAUUCGGAGAAUAAGAUUCCACAGGAAACAAUAAGAAAAACGGCUAUAUAUUUGGAUGAGUAUAAUAGUGGAAACAGUGUAAGGUCUAAAUUUUCAAUCGAUUUUUUACUCAAAAAUUAG